AACGAACCCGAGGGCCGAGAGUAAGUAAAACGUCACAAGAAACACAUCUCUCGUUGUAGUACAGACACAGUGUGUCCGAAAGAGACCAAGAAACUAUCGCAACAGCAUCAUCAUCUCUCAUGCCCGUUCCAACACCGUAGCGAAACCCCAAUCUCCUCCAAUUCGCCGGAUAAAAUGGCGUCUCCGUCGCCGGAAUCGAUCUUCCUCGAAGACUUCGGCCAGACGGUUGACCUCACCCGCCGUAUCCGCGAGGUUCUGCUGAACUACCCCGAGGGAACCACCGUCCUCAAGGAGCUCAUACAGAACGCCGAUGAUGCCGGCGCCACCACCGUUUCCCUCUGCCUCGACCGCCGCUCCCACGCCGGCGAUUCCCUGCUCUCUAGUUCCCUAUCGCAGUGGCAGGGACCCGCACUGUUGGCCUACAACGACGCCGUUUUCACCGAAGACGAUUUCAUUAGCAUCUCGAAGAUCGGUGGGAGCAGCAAGCAUGGACAGGCUUCGAAGACUGGUCGCUUCGGGGUUGGCUUCAACUCAGUGUACCAUUUAACAGAUCUUCCCUCCUUUGUGAGUGGCAAAUAUGUGGUAUUAUUUGAUCCUCAGGGUGUUUAUCUUCCGAGAGUCUCUGCAGCGAAUCCUGGCAAGCGGAUUGACUUCACCGGUUCAUCUGCCCUCUCUUUGUACAAGGACCAAUUUUCCCCCUAUUGUGCUUUCGGUUGUGACAUGCAAAGUCCAUUUGCUGGAACUCUGUUUCGUUUUCCUUUGAGGAAUGCAGAUCAGGCUUCCAGAAGUAAGCUUUCAAGGCAAGCAUAUACACCAGAAGACAUUUCCUCCAUGUUUGUUCAGCUCUUUGAAGAGGGAGUUUUGACACUUCUCUUUCUAAAGAGUGUACUGUGCAUUGAAAUGUAUGUGUGGGAUGCUGGAGAACCUAAACCAAAGAAAAUUCAUUCAUGUUCUGUUAGUUCAGUUUCUGAUGAUACCAUUUGGCAUCGGCAGGCAUUGCUUAGAUUGUCCAAGAGUUUAAAUACUACUACUGAAGUGGAUGCUUUCCCAUUGGAGUUCGUAACUGAGGCAGUAAGGGGAGUUGAAACUGUGAGGCAAGUCGAUAGAUUUUAUAUAGUGCAAACCAUGGCCUCAGCAUCUAGUAGGAUUGGUUCUUUUGCUAUUACUGCAUCGAAAGAAUAUGACAUUCAAUUGCUGCCAUGGGCAUCAAUCGCGGCCUGCAUCUCUGAUAAUUCACUGAAUAACGAUGUUCUAAGGACUGGUCAAGCAUUCUGUUUCCUUCCACUGCCUGUUAGAACUGGACUUAGUGUACAAGUCAAUGGAUUCUUUGAGGUCUCAUCAAACCGUCGUGGCAUUUGGUAUGGGGAUGACAUGGACAGAAGUGGAAAAGUUCGUUCUAUCUGGAAUAGGCUUCUUCUGGAAGACCUGGUGGCUCCUGCUUUUGUACAUAUGCUGCAUGGCGUAAAAGAAUUGUUAGGUCCAACAGAUAUUUACUAUUCUUUAUGGCCUACUGGUUCUUUUGAAGAGCCGUGGAGCAUUUUGGUUCAACAAAUAUACAUAAACAUUUGUAAUGCUCCAGUUAUCUAUUCAAAUCUAGGCGGAGGAAGAUGGGUAUCACCAAGUGAAGCCUUUCUUCAUGAUGAAAAGUUCACCAAAAGCAAGGACCUUAGUUUGGCCUUGAUGCAACUGGGAAUGCCAGUUGUGCAUUUGCCUAAUUCAUUGUUUGACAUGCUUUUAAAAUAUAAUUCCAGCAAGGUGAUUACUCCUGGUACAGUACGUCAGUUUCUUAGGGAGUGUGAAUCAUGCAAUCAUUUGAGCAGAGCGCACAAGCUUCUAUUAUUGGAAUAUUGCCUAGAAGAUUUGGUUGACGAUGAUGUUGGUAAAGCGGCAUAUAAUCUGCCCUUACUUCCUUUAGCAAACGGCAAUUUUGCAUCUUUUUUGGAAGCAUCUAAAGGAAUUCCUUAUUUCAUCUGUGAUGAAUUAGAAUACAAGCUGCUGGAGCCAGUUUCUGAUAGAGUAAUCGAUCAGAGCAUUCCUCCCAAUAUAUUGACCAGACUCUCUGGUAUUGCGAUGUCCUCAAAUACCAAUAUUGCUCUUUUCAGCAUUCACCAUUUUGCCCAUUUAUUCCCUGUGUUUAUGCCAGAUGACUGGAAAUAUAAAUGUAAAGUGUUCUGGGAUCCAGAUUCCUGUCAAAAGCCCACAUCAUCAUGGUUUGUGUUAUUCUGGCAAUAUCUAGGAAAGCAGAGUGAAAUAUUGCCACUAUUUAAGGAUUGGCCAAUUUUACCAUCUACAUCUGGACAUCUGUUAAGACCUUCCAGACAAUUGAAAAUGAUAAAUGGAAGCACUCUCUCUGAUACUGUACAAGAUAUCCUUGUGAAAAUUGGAUGUCAUAUAUUGAAGCCAGGUUAUGUAGUUGAACAUCCAGAUUUAUUUAGUUAUUUAUGUGGUGGAAAUGCAGCAGGUGUUUUGGAAUCAAUUUUUAAUGCAUUUUCAAGUGCUGAGAAUAUGCAAGUUUCAUUUAGUAGUCUGAUAGCUGAAGAGCGAAAUGAACUCCGCAGAUUUCUUCUUGACCCUCAAUGGUAUGUUGGACACUCUAUGGAUGAAUUUAACAUAAGGUUUUGCAGGAGAUUACCUAUAUAUCAAGUCUAUCACAGAGAGCCUACUCAAGAUUCUCAGUUCUCUGACUUAGAAAAUCCUCGAAAGUACUUACCACCAUUGGAUGUGCCGGAGUUUAUUCUGGUUGGCAUUGAGUUCAUUGUCAGAUCCUCAAAUACUGAAGAGGAUAUUUUGUCAAGAUAUUAUGGAGUUGAAAGAAUGGGUAAAGCACAAUUUUAUAAGAAACAUGUUUUUGAUAGAGUCGGGGAGUUGCAAGCUGAGGAUCGUGAUAGCAUAAUGUUAUCUGUUCUACAAAAUUUGCCACUUUUGUCUCUUGAGGAUGCAUCUAUCAGGGACUUGUUAAGAAAUUUGAAAUUUAUCCCAACAGUCAUUGGUACUCUGAAGUGUCCUUCAGUUUUAUAUGAUCCUAGGAAUGAGGAAAUAUAUGCAUUACUAGAAGACUCUGAUAGUUUCCCUUCUGGUGUUUUCCGAGAAUCUGAAACCCUUGAUAUUAUGCGAGGACUGGGCCUAAAAACUUCUGUGUCUCCAGAUACUGUUUUAGAAAGUGCUCGAUGUAUAGAGCAUUUGAUGCAUGAAGAUCAACAAAAGGCAUAUUUAAAAGGGAAAGUGCUUUUCUCUUACCUAGAAGUUAAUGCAUUGAAGUGGCUUCCUGAUAAAUUUGAUGAUAAAAAAGGAGCAGUUAACCGAGUUUUGUUUCAAGCAGCAACUGCUUUCAGGUCUCGCAACACAAAAUCUGAUAUUGAGAAGUUCUGGAAUGAUCUGCAACUGAUUUCCUGGUGCCCAGUUUUGGUCUCUCCUCCAUUUCACUCAUUACCAUGGCCAGUUGUGUCAUCAAUGGUUGCUCCUCCAAAAGUUGUUAGGCCACCAAAUGAUUUGUGGCUAGUUUCAGCUGGCAUGCGGAUACUGGAUGGUGAGUGCUCUUCCACGGCAUUAUUAUAUUGCCUAGGAUGGAUGUGUCCGCCAGGAGGAGGUGUAAUUGCUGCCCAACUACUUGAGCUUGGAAAAAAUAAUGAGAUUGUGACUGAUCAAGUUCUUAGGCAGGAAUUAGCACUGGCAAUGCCCAGGAUAUACUCAAUACUGACAGGAAUGAUAGGUUCAGAUGAGAUCGAGAUUGUAAAAGCUGUUCUUGAAGGUUGUCGGUGGAUUUGGGUGGGAGAUGGAUUUGCAACCUCUGAUGAGGUGGUCCUUGAUGGUCCUCUUCAUUUGGCUCCAUAUAUACGUGUUAUCCCAGUUGACUUGGCAGUUUUCAAAAAUUUGUUUCUAGAACUUGGUAUUCGUGAAUUCUUGCAGCCUUCUGACUAUGUUAAUAUUCUUUUUAGGAUGGCUAAUAAAAAAGGAUCAUCUCCUCUUGACACACAGGAGAUUAGGGCUGUCAUGCUUAUAGUGCAUCAUCUAGCUGAAGUUUACCUUCACGGACAGAAAGUCCAGCUCUAUCUGCCAGAUGUGUCAGGUAGACUAUUUCUUGCUGGUGACUUGGUCUAUAAUGAUGCCCCCUGGUUGCUUGGGUCAGAAGAUCCUGAUGGUUCAUUUGGCAAUGCACCCUCUGUGACCUGGAAUGCUAAGAGGACAGUUCAAAAAUUUGUGCAUGGGAACAUUUCUAACGAUGUAGCUGAAAAGUUGGGAGUCCGUUCUCUUCGCAGGAUGUUACUGGCUGAGAGUGCAGAUUCAAUGAAUUUUGGUUUGUCUGGUGCUGCGGAGGCUUUUGGACAGCAUGAGGCUUUGACAACAAGGCUUAAGCAUAUUCUUGAAAUGUAUGCUGAUGGGCCUGGGACUCUAUUUGAGCUGGUACAAAAUGCAGAGGAUGCUGGAGCUUCUGAAGUAAUAUUUCUUUUGGAUAAAUCUCAGUAUGGGACCUCUUCUGUUCUUUCUCCUGAAAUGGCUGAUUGGCAAGGUCCUGCUUUAUACUGUUUUAAUGAUUCUGUUUUUACUCCACAAGAUCUUUAUGCAAUUUCUCGUAUUGGUCAAGAAAGUAAACUUGAGAAGGCUUUUGCAAUUGGAAGAUUUGGACUAGGAUUUAAUUGUGUCUACCACUUUACAGACAUCCCCAUGUUUGUUUCUGGAGAAAAUAUUGUAAUGUUUGACCCUCAUGCAAGUAAUUUGCCAGGGAUAUCUCCUUCCCACCCUGGUUUGCGAAUUAAGUUUGCGGGACGGAAGAUUUUGGAGCAAUUUCCUGAUCAAUUUUCUUCACUGCUACAUUUUGGCUGUGAUUUGCAACACCCCUUUCCUGGUACUCUAUUCCGAUUCCCUCUGAGAACUGCAGGUGUUGCCUCCCGGAGCCAAAUUAAAAAGGAAGUUUAUACACCUGAAGACGUCAGAUCUCUCUUUGCAGCUUUUUCUGAGGUUGUUUCUGAAACAUUACUUUUCCUGCGUAAUGUGAAAUCUAUCUCUAUUUUUCUGAAAGAAGGAACAGGACAUGAAAUGCGACUACUGCACCGUGUAAGCAGAGCCUCUCUUGGUGAGUCUGAAAUUGGAUCUGCUGAAGUCCAGGAUGUGUUCAACUUUUUCAAGGAAGAUAGACUUGUUGGAAUGAAUAGGGCUCAGUUUCUGAAGAAACUUAGCCUGUCUAUUGACAGAGACUUGCCUUAUAAAUGUCAGAAGAUCCUGAUUACAGAGCAAGGCACACAUGGUCGUAACUCACACUAUUGGAUAAUGACAGAAUGUUUAGGUGGUGGGAAUGUUUUAAAGGGAACAUCUGAAGCAUCCACUAGUAACUCUCACAAUUUUGUUCCUUGGGCAUGUGUUGCUGCAUAUUUGAAUUCUGUUAAGCAUGGUGAGGACCUAGUUGAUAGUGCAGAGGUGGAGGAUGAUUGUCUGGUUUCUUCUGAUCUGUUUCAAUUUGCUAGUUUGCCUAUGCAUCCACGGGAAAAUUUUGAAGGUCGUGCAUUCUGCUUUUUGCCUUUACCGAUCAGUACUGGUCUUCCUGCUCAUGUAAAUGCAUACUUUGAAUUAUCAUCAAAUCGCAGGGAUAUCUGGUUUGGUUCUGAUAUGACAGGAGGUGGAAGAAAACGCUCUGACUGGAAUAUUUACCUCCUUGAAAAUGUUGUUGCUCCUGCCUAUGGUCGUUUGCUUGAGAAGGUAGCAUUAGAAAUUGGCCCUUGCUAUUUGUUCUUCUCAUUGUGGCCGAAGACAUUAGGGUUAGAACCUUGGGCAUCAGUAAUACGGAAACUUUACCAAUUUGUUGCUGAAUUUAAUCUCCGUGUAUUAUAUACUGAAGCUAGAGGAGGUCAGUGGAUAUCAACCAAACACGCUAUAUUUCCCGAUUUUUCUUUCCCCAAGGCAGAUGAGCUUAUAAAAGCAUUGUCUGGUGCAUCUCUACCUGUCAUAACUCUUCCACAGUCACUUUUAGAAAGAUUUAUGGAAAUCUGUCCGUCAUUGCAUUUUCUGAAGCCUAAGCUUUUACGGACACUGUUAAUCCGAAGGAAGCGUGAAUUUAAGGACAGGGAUGCAAUGAUUUUGACACUUGAAUAUUGCUUACAUGACUUCGAAGAAUCCAUGCAGUUUGAUACACUCGGUGGCUUGCCUUUGUUACCACUUGCGGAUGGUUCCUUUACAUCAAUUGAGAUGAAGGGGAUUGGAGAAAGAGUUUACAUUGCACGUGGUGAUGAGUAUGGCCUUCUGAGAGAUUCUAUUCCUCAUCAACUUGUAGAUUGUGUUAUUCCAAAAGAAGUUCAUAGAAAACUUUGUUACAUUGCCCAAACAGAUAGCACAAAUAUUUCUUUCUUGUCAUGCCAAUUGCUUGAGAAACUUCUUGUGAAAUUACUCCCUGUGGAGUGGCAACAUGCUUCACUAGUAAGUUGGACUCCUGGUAUUCAUGGCCAACCGAGUUUAGAAUGGUUGCAACUACUUUGGAACUAUCUUAAAGCAAAUUGUGAUGAUCUUUUAAUGUUUUCUAAGUGGCCUAUUUUGCCUGUUGGGGAUGACUGCUUGAUACAGUUAAAACCAAAUUUGAAUGUGAUAAAAAAUGACGGAUGGAGUGAGAAGAUGUCUUCUUUGUUGGUGAAGGUUGGAUGUUUAUUCUUGAGACCUGAUUUGCAAUUAGAUCACCCUAAAUUGGAAUGCUUUGUGCAAUCACCAACAGCAAGAGGUGUACUAAAUGUCUUUCUUGCUGUUGCUGGGGAGCCACAGAAGAUUGAAGGGAUUUUUACAGAUGCAUCUGAUGGGGAGCUUCAUGAACUUCGGAGUUUUAUUCUCCAGUCGAAGUGGUUCUCUGAAGAGCAAAUUGAUAGAUCACAUGUUGAAACCAUUAAACACCUCCCAAUGUUCGAGUCAUACAAAAGCAGAAAAUUAGUAAGUUUGAUUAAGCCUAUCAAAUGGCUUGGUCCUACGGGUGUUGGUGAAGACCUUUUAAAUGAUAGCUUCAUAAGAACUGAAUCUGAUAUGGAACGAGUCAUUAUGCGAAGGUAUUUAGAGAUAAAAGAACCCACAAGAGUGGAAUUCUACAAAGAUCACAUAUUCAAUCGCAUGUCGGAGUUCCUUUUGAAGCCAGAAGUUGUUUCAUCCAUUCUGAAUGACGUACAGCUUUUGAUUAAAGAGGAUAUUUCUCUCAAGUCUUCACUUUCUGCUGUAUCAUUUGUUCUUGCAGCCGACGGGUCUUGGCAACAACCAUCUAGGCUUUAUGAUCCUCGGGUUCCUGAGCUUAAGAAGAUGCUGCAUGGCGAUGUUUUCUUUCCUUCCGACAAAUUCUUAGAUCCGGAAAUUUUGGAUACUUUAGUUUGCCUUGGUCUUAGGACAACUCUUGGAUUCACUGGUUUGCUUGAUUGUGCUAGAUCAGUCAGCCUGUUGCAUGACUCUGGGGACACUGAAGCCUCCAAACAUGGUAAAGGGUUACUGGUUUUUUUAGAUAAGUUAGCGUGUAAGCUCUCAAGUAAUGGAGAAAGUGAGAAUGAUGAUCAGUCCUUGGCUGUCAGGAGCAACAUCACAAUGGAUGAUGCUGUUGUAUAUGAUGGCUUUCCUAAAGAUGAGAACUCCCUAAUAGAUGAUGUUGAUUUAUUCAUGAGUAGCUUGAUUAAUGACAUGGUAGAAGAGGAAUUUUGGUCGGAAUUGAAACUAAUCACCUGGUGUCCAGUAAUUUUGGAUCCAGCUGUAAGGGGACUUCCAUGGUUAAAGUCCAGUAAACAAGUAGCACUUCCCACAGUCGUGAGGCCUAAAUCACAAAUGUGGUUGGUAUCUUCAUCAAUGCUCAUAUUAGAUGGCGAAUGUGGCACAACAUAUCUACAAACUAAACUUGGGUGGAUGGACUGCCCAAAUAUUGGUGUUUUGUCGAGACAGUUAAUUGAACUAUCUAAGUCCUACCAGCAGCUUAAGACUCAUUCAUUGCUAGAUCCUGAUUUUGAUGUCAAGUUGCAAAAGGAAAUUCCUUGUCUUUAUUCAAAAUUGCAAGAAUAUAUUAAUACUGAUGACUUCAAUGAUCUGAAAGCAAGAUUGGAUGGUGUUUCAUGGGUCUGGAUUGGUGAUGAUUUUGUAUCACCAAAUGCACUAGCCUUUGAUUCACCUGUAAAAUUUACUCCUUAUUUAUAUGUCGUUUCAUCUGAACUGUCAGAGUAUAAAGAUUUGAUGAUAAAAUUAGGAGUCAGAUUGAGUUUUGGUAUUUUAGACUAUCUUCAUGUAUUACAGAGGUUGCAGAAUGAUCUCAAUGGAGUUCCACUUUCAACAGAUCAGUUAAAUUUUGUCCGUUGUGUCCAUGAAGCUAUAGCAGAGUGUUGCCUGGAGAAACCACUUUUUGAGCCUUUUGAUAGUCCCUUGUGGAUUCCUGAUACUUUUGGAGUUCUGAUGCAUGCAGGAGAUCUUGUAUAUAAUGAUGCACCUUGGCUGGAGAACAGUUCUCUUAUUGGCAGACAUUUUGUGCAUCCAAGUAUCAGCAAUGAUUUAGCAGAAAGGCUGGGUGUACAGUCAGUUCGGUGCCUAUCUUUAGUCAGUGAAGAUAUGACUAAAGAUCUGCCAUGCAUGGGCUACAAUAAAGUAAGUGAGCUUUUGGCCCUGUAUGGAAACAGUGAGUUUUUGUUGUUUGACCUUCUUGAAUUGGCUGAUUGUUGUAAAGCCAAGAAGUUACACCUGAUAUAUGAUAAGAGGGAACAUCCUCGCCAGUCAUUGCUGCAGCACAAUUUAGGUGAGUUUCAAGGGCCAGCUCUUGUAGCGAUCUUUGAAGGUGCCUGCUUGAGUCGAGAGGAAUUUAGUAAUUUCCAGCUCCUUCCUCCAUGGAAAUUACGUGGCAACACACUUAACUAUGGUUUGGGAUUGGUUGGCUGCUAUUCCAUAUGCGACCUUCUCUCAGUCGUUUCAGGUGGCUACUUUUAUAUGUUUGAUCCUCGUGGUUUGGUACUUUCUGCACCUUCAAGUAAUGCCCCAUCAGGAAAGAUGUUCUCUUUGAUAGGCACUGAUCUGGCACAACGAUUUGGUGAUCAAUUUAGUCCAAUGCUCAUUGAUCAGAAUGACUUAUGGUCAUUAUCUGAUUCUACCAUUAUUCGCAUGCCUCUAUCCUCUGAUUGUUUGAAGGUUGGACAUGAUGUUGCAUCAAACCGCAUAAAGCAUAUCACUGAUGUAUUUAUGGAGCAUGGAUCUAGAACACUCCUAUUUUUGAAGUCAGUUUUGCAGGUGUCAAUAUCAACAUGGGAGGAAGGACAUUCACAUCCUUGCCAGAAUUUUUCAAUAAGCAUUGAUCCAUCAUCUUCUAUUAUGAGGAAUCCAUUUUCUGAAAAAAAAUGGAGAAAGUUCCAGUUAUCAAGGCUUUUUAGCAGCUCUAAUACUGCGAUAAAGAUGCAUGUAAUAGAUGUAAGUUUAUAUUCAGAAGGAACUACAUUCAUUGAUCGAUGGCUUCUUGCACUCAGCCUUGGUUCUGGGCAAACAAGAAAUAUGGCUCUUGAUAGGCGGUACCUUGCCUACAACUUGACUCCUGUUGCUGGAAUAGCAGCACUUAUAUCAAGAAAUGGUCAUCAUGCCGAUGUAUACUCAACUAGCUCAAUUAUGACUCCUCUCCCUUUGUCUGGUUGUAUAAACUUGCCUGUUACUGUCCUAGGUUGUUUCCUUGUGUGUCACAAUAGAGGUCGUUAUCUCUUUAAAUACCAAGACAGACGGGCGUCAGCUGAGGGACACUUUGAUGCUGGAAAUCAGCUAAUUGAAUUAUGGAACAGAGAACUUAUGUCUUGUGUAUGUGAUUCCUAUGUAGAAAUGAUCUUGGAAAUUCAAAAUCUAAGAAAAGAUGUUUCAAGUUCUAUAAUUGAUUCUAGCGCCUGUCCUGGGAUCAAUCUCUCUUUGAAGGCUUAUGGAGAUAAUAUCUACUCCUUCUGGCCACGGUCUUCUGAGGGGCAUGUUCCGAGCGGUCAACUUUUUGAUCACAAUAACACCCCUUCAAGUUCAACAGCAGUUCUUAAAGCUGACUGGGAAUGCCUUAAAGAACGGGUAAUACAUCCAUUUUAUUCCCGAAUUGUUGACCUUCCAGUAUGGCAGCUGUACUCAGGAAAUUUAGUCAAGGCUGGAGAAGGCAUGUUUCUUUCACAGCCUGGGAAUGGGAUGAUUGGGAGUCUACUUCCGGGUACAGUUUGCAGCUUUGUAAAGGAGCAUUAUCCUGUAUUUUCAGUACCAUGGGAAUUGGUGACUGAAAUUCAAGUUGUGGGUUUUUCAGUACGGGAGGUUAGACCUAAGAUGGUUCGUGAUCUCCUGAAAGUUUCAUCAAAACCAAUUGUUCUGCGAUCAGUGGACAUGUAUAUAGAUGUUCUUGAGUACUGCUUAUCAAAUUUUCAGCAAUCAGUGCCAUCCAGCUUGCCCAGAGAUAGUGCACAAGUUGAUCCUACUAAUAUUAAUGUUAUUUGCCGAGAAACUGAUGUUGGAAGCACUUCCCAGCCGGAAUCUAAUAUCCAUAGCUCCACUGGCAUAGCAUCUCAGGGAGCAGACAGUUCUGGUGAUGCAUUGGAAAUGAUGACAAGUUUAGGAAAGGUUUUAAUUGAUUUUGGCCGCGGUGUUGUUGAAGAUAUUGGUAGAGCAGGAGCACCCUUGGCUUACAGGAAUGCUGUGACUGGCACAGGUCAAAACAGGGACCAGAAGUUUGUAUCAAUUGCUGCAGAACUUAAAGGUUUACCAUGUCCAACUGCAACUAACCAUUUACAGAAAUUGGGCUUAACUGAACUUUGGAUUGGGAAUAAGGAGCAACAGUCAUUAAUGGAUCCCUUGAGAGAAAAAUUUGUUCAUCCUAAAGUAUUAGAAAGACCUCUCUUGGGUGAAAUUUUUUCUAAUUUAUCCCUUCAAGGGCUACUGAAACUGCAGAACUUCUCUCUUCAUCUGCUUGCCAAUCAUAUGAAGCUAAUUUUCCAUGAGGAUUGGGUGAACCAUGUAAUGGGAUCAAAUAUGGCUCCCUGGCUUUCAUGGAAGAAGCUGCCUAGUUCUGACAGUCAAGGGGGCCCUUCCUCUGAAUGGAUCAAAAUAUUUUGGAAAAGUUUUAGAGGCUCUCAGGAAGAAUUAUCUCUUUUCUCUGAUUGGCCCCUAAUUCCUGCUUUUCUUGGUAGGCCAGUCUUAUGCCGUGUAAGAGAGCGACAUCUAGUCUUCAUUCCUCCUCCUUUGGUGCAACGAACAUUACAAAGUGGGAUUUUAGACAGAGAAUCCACUGAAAAUCAUGUGGGCGGGGUUAGUGUAUCUAGGGAUGAUACUUCUGUUGCUGAGGCCUAUACUUCAGCUUUUGAUAGACUCAAAAUUAGUUAUCCUUGGUUGUUGUCAUUGUUAAACCAGUGUAAUGUACCCAUAUUUGAUGAGGCAUUUAUAGAUUGCGCUACUUCAAGCAAUUGUUUUUCUAUGCCUGGUGGAUCUCUAGGCCAAGUUAUUGCAUCCAAACUUGUGGCAGCAAAGCAAGCUGGAUAUUUCACUGAACCUAAUAACUUAUCAGCAUCAAGUUGUGAUGCACUUUUCUCACUAUUCUGUGAUGAAUUAUUUUCCAAUGGCUUCCACUAUGCACAGGAAGAAAUUGAAAUUUUGCGUUCUCUCCCAAUAUAUAAAACAGUUGUUGGUUCUUACACUAAGUUAAAAGAUCAAGAUCAGUGUAUGAUACCUUCUAAUUCAUUUUUUAAACCGCAUGAUGAGCAUUGUCUCUCUUAUGCGACAGACUCAAAUGGGAGUUCAUUUCUUCGAGCCCUUGGGGUGCUGGAGUUAAAUGAUCAACAGAUCUUAGUACGCUUUGGCUUGCCGGGCUAUGAAAGGAAGUCUAUGAAUGAGCAGGAGGAUAUAUUAAUCUAUGUUUUUAAAAACUGGCAUGAUCUUCAAUCAAAUCAAUCAGUGGUUGAAGCUUUGAAAGAGACCAAAUUUGUAAGAAACUCUGAUGAAUUUUCAACAGAUCUGUUGAAGCCCAAGGAACUAUUUGAUCCAGCUGAUGCUAUACUGAUAUCAAUUUUCUUUGGUGAGAGAAAAAAAUUUCCUGGAGAAAGGUUCAGCACUGAUGGGUGGCUUCGAAUUUUAAGGAAACUUGGCCUUCGAACUGCUACUGAAGUAGACGUGAUAAUUGAAUGUGCCAAAAGAGUUGAGUUCCUUGGAAUUGAGUGCAUGAAAUCAGGUGAUUUGGAUGAUUUUGAAGCAGACACCACCAACUCUCGUGCUGAAGUUUCACCUGAAGUGUGGGCAUUAGGAGGAUCUGUAGUUGAAUUUAUUUUCUCUAACUUUGCUCUUUUUUUUAGCAACAACUUCUGUGAUCUUCUUGGCAAGAUUGCAUUUGUACCGUCUGAACUGGGGUUUCCAAGUGUUGGCUGCAAGAGGGUGCUAGCUUCCUAUAAUGAAGCUAUUUUAUAUAAAGAUUGGCCUCUAGCUUGGAGUUGUGCUCCCAUUCUAUCCAGGCUGCACAUUUUUCCUCCUGAGUAUUCUUGGGGAGCUCUUCAUCUACAGAGUCCUCCUGCAUUUUCGUCAGUUUUGAAGCACUUGCAAGUGAUCGGGAAAAAUGGAGGUGAAGAUACUCUUGCUCAUUGGCCCAUUGCUUCAGGAUUGAAGAACAUUGAAGAAUGUACCUGUGAGAUUUUGAAAUAUUUAGACAAAAUUUGGGGUUCCCUUUCUCCCUCAGAUGUGGCAGAGCUACAGAAAGUGGCCUUUCUUCCUGUAGCAAAUGGAACACGUCUAGUGACUGCCGAUGCUCUUUUUGCUCGGUUGAUGAUUAAUUUAUCUCCAUUUGCUUUUGAACUUCCUUCCGUAUAUCUCCCCUUCGUGAAGAUUCUUAAAGAUUUGGGACUUCAGGACUUCCUAACACUUUCUGCCGCAAAGGAUCUUCUCCUAAAUCUUCAGAAAGCUUGUGGGUAUCAGCAUCUAAAUCCGAAUGAGCUCCGAGCUGUGAUGGAAAUUUUGAAUUUUAUUUGUGAUCAGAUUGUUGAUGGGAACAUAUUUGAUGCGUCUAAUUGGAAAUCAGAGGCCAUAGUUCCUGACGAUGGCUGCAGACUUGUUCAUUCGGCAUCCUGUGUCUAUAUUGAUUCUUACGGCUCUCGAUAUGUCAAAUGUAUUGAUACAUCUAGAAUUAGAUUUGUCCAUGCAGAUCUUCCUGAUAGAGUAUGUAAUGUCCUGGGCAUCAAGAAAUUGUCUGAGGUCGUCAUAGAGGAACUAGACAAGAAUGAAAAGUUACAGACUUUGGGAAUGGUGGGGUCAGUUUUUCUAGUGACCAUCAAACAGAAGUUAUCAACCAAAUCUCUUCAAAGUGCUGUAUGGACUGUUGUCAAUAGCAUGCGGAGCUAUGUUCCUGCAUUCAAUAACUUUUCAUUGGAUGCAAUAGAAUGCUUAUUGGACUCUACUGCCGAAAAGCUGCAAUUUGUUAAGCAUCUUAAAACAAGGUUUUUGCUCUUGCCCAAUUUGGUAGAUAUUACACGUUCAGCGAAGGAUUAUGUUGUCCCAGAGUGGGAGAACGAUUCUGCUCAUCACACUCUUUAUUUUAUGAAUCAAUCAAGAUCCUGCAUUCUAAUUGCUGAACCACCAACUUAUAUUUCCAUUUUGGAUCUCAUUGCUAUUGUAGUUAGCCAGGUAUUAGGCUCUCCUAUCAUAUUGCCUAUUGGAUCCUUAUUUGAUUGUCCUGAAGGAUAUGAGAUUGCAGUUGUUAAUGUCUUGAAACUUUGCUCUGAUGAGAAAGAAGUUGAACCUAUGAAUGGAAGAAGCAAUAUUAUUGGCAAAGAAAUAUUGCCACAAGACGCUCGUCUUGUGCAGUUCCAUCCAUUGAGGCCCUUUUAUUCUGGUGAAAUAGUGGCUUGGCGAUCUCAACAUGGAGAAAAACUUAAAUAUGGUAAAGUUCCUGAGGAUGUCAGACCAUCAGCAGGUCAAGGUCUGUACAGAUUUAAGAUUGAAGUUGCACCAGGGGUUAUGCAGGAUUUCCUUUCAUCACAGGUGUUUUCAUUUAGAAGUUUGUCAGCAAGUACUCCCGUGAAAGAAACACUGUUGCGUGACAGCCCUGCACCAGGAAGUAACAGGUCCCGUGUUGAGUUCCCAGAAAGUUCAGGAAGGAGAGAAAGCAACUCUCAGGUGCCACCUUUAAGAGAGCUGUCUGGCAAAGUUUCAGCUGCAGAACUGGUGCAGGCUGUUAACGAAAUACUCUCUGCUGCUGGGAUCAAUAUGGAUGUGGAGAAGAAGGCCCUACUUCAAAGAACGAUAGAUUUGCAAGAAAAUCUAAAAGAAUCUCAGGCAGCGUUUUUGUAUGAGCAGGAAAAAGUUGAAAGGGCAACAAAAGAGGCUGAUACAGCUAAAGCAGCAUGGGUAUGUCGGGUUUGUCUGAGUGCUGAGGUUGAUAUAACAAUAGUUCCUUGUGGUCAUGUAUUGUGUCGGAAAUGUUCUUCUGCAGUAUCAAAGUGUCCCUUCUGUCGGCUUCAGGUUACGAAGGCCAUCAGAAUUUUCCGUCCAUAGAAUAUCUGCUGCUUUGAUAAGCCUCUGGACAUUAUCUUAGUUCCAUUUGCCAAUGGGAGCUAACUGUUGAGUUCAAAUUAUCUUUGCAAAAGUUUGAUGAGAAAAAAUUAAUCAGCUAAAUGCAGGCUAUGUUUGGAUUGGUAUUGAAUGGAAUGGAAUGUAAAUUAUGUAAUGGUGUUAUGUUUCGUUAUAUGGAUUAUCUAAGGUGAUGAAAUGGAAUGGAACUUGAUGGUCCAGUUCGUUUAUUAAA
Molecule: messenger RNA, 14704 nt
Organism: Lotus japonicus
Lineage: Eukaryota; Viridiplantae; Streptophyta; Magnoliopsida; Fabales; Fabaceae
Exons: 13
Coding region: 175-14454 (4759 amino acids)
Molecular function (GO): Hsp70 protein binding
Source: RefSeq, a predicted model, not a curated record